This is a messenger RNA of Rubroshorea leprosula, 3201 nucleotides long. NCBI's taxonomy places the organism in Eukaryota, Viridiplantae, Streptophyta, Magnoliopsida, Malvales, Dipterocarpaceae. The record is from the annotation of a GenBank genome assembly.
UGCUUGUCGAAGCAGCCAAACAGAACACUGGCCAGAAAAAGGGACCCAAACGGGAAGGCAAAGCUCAUCGUUCACUGUGAUUACAGAGGCCCCGAGACUAUUGCCCGAUUCCCAAUCGGACUCGCAAAACCACUUGUCCCUUUCCAUUUCCUCUCUUCUCCGGCAAAUCGAUACCGAAUUUCAGAGGGAUAGAAAUGGCAGCCCCCACAAGCAGUGAUCGCACAAGGACAAACUGGACUCCCACUAUGGAACGCUUUUUUGUUGACCUUAUGUUAGAUCAGAUGCAUAAAGGGAAUAGAUUAGGCCACACGUUUAACAAACAGGCAUGGACGGAUAUGCUGACAGUUUUCAAUGUGAAGUUCGGCUGUAAAUAUGAUAGAGAUACCUUAAAAAGUCAUUACACCAUUUUGUGGAAGCAGUAUAAUGAUGUUAAAAAUCUCCUUGACCAGAAUGGGUUUGCUUGGGAUGAUACGCUUAAAAUGGUGAUCGCUCCUCCUCAUGUCUGGGAUGCCUAUAUCAAGUCUCAGCCAGAUGCACAAAUGUACAGGAGUAAAAAUUUGAACAACUUCAAUGAUUUGUGCCUGAUAUAUGCUUAUACGCAAGCUGAUGGAAGAUACAGCCGUUCCAGUCAUGAUUUAGACUUUGAUGAUGACAAUCAAGGGGUGAAUUUUGGCAGCCUUCCUCUAGCAAGUAAUGAGCAUCCAAAAAUAGAAUGGACACCAGCCAUGGAGCAAUACUUUAUUGAGCUUAUUUUGGACCAAAUUAAGAAGGGCAAUAAAAGCAAUGACACAUUCAAUAGACAGGGAUGGAAAGAUAUGCUCACUUCAUUCAACACAAAAUUUUGUUCUCAAUUUGGCAAAAGUUUUCUUAACCGCCGAUUGAAAAAACUGUCUAAGUGCUACACUGAAGUUCAGUGUUUACUUCAACAAAAGGGAUUUUCUUGGGAUGAGAAACAACAGAUGAUAAUCGCAGAUGAUGGUCUUUGGGAUAAGUAUAUCAAGGUACACCCAGAUGCACGUACUUACAGAACAAAGAGAUUAUUGAACUACCAUGAUUUGUUGUUGAUAUUUGGAAAUGCAAGCAACAAUGGACUUGGGGGUUGUAUACGCCACAGAAGAAAUAUCGAGCCUAGAAUGCUAGCAGUUAAUACAGGUGAUGAAAAGAAGAGCUGUCCUUUUGACAGAAGUGACUCUUUAAGCAUAUGUUGGACACCAGAAAUGGAUCGUUAUCUUAUUGAUUUGUUGUUGGACCAGGCACUCAGGGGGAAUAAAAUUGGUCAUGAAUUUAUACCUGAGGCUUGGUCUGAAAUAGAGACAGGCUUUAAUGAAAGAUUUGGAUCUCACCAUGACAAAGUUGUUUUGAAGAAUCGUUCUAGAUUUUUCAGGAGGCAGCAUAAUGGCAUAAAGAGUCUUCUUGGCCAGAAUGGUUUCUCUUGGGAUGACACUCAAGAAAUGGUAACUGCUGAAGAUUAUGUUUGGGAUUCUUAUGUCAAGGCUCAUCCCAGUGCUCAGUCAUAUAUAAAAAAAUCAGUGCCCAACUAUCACAAGCUAUGUGUAAUAUAUGGUGAAGAAAGAUCCAAUGGUCUAUGCAGUUAUCUGGACCAGACUGUAGAUCUUGCCUGUGAAGGCUCAGAUUUGAUGAUUGGAGAUGACACCCAAGUACUUGCGAAUGAGGAUAGUCCUAGUGGAGAUUGGACUUCUUUGAUGGACCGCCAUCUUAUUGAUCUCUUGUUAGAGCAAGUUCAUAAAGGGAAUAGAACCAAACACACUUUCAACAGUGAAGCAUGGAUGGAAAUGGUGCUAUCAUUUAUGGAUAGAUUUGGACUGCAGUUUGAUGAGGACCUUUUGAGGAAUCAUCAUAAAAGUUUAGGGCAGCUUUACAAUAACAUGAAGAUUCUUCUUGACCAGGGAGGGUUUUCUUGGGAUGAAACGCAUCAGAUGAUCACAGCCCAUGAUAUUGUUUGGGAUACUUACAUCAGGGAACACCCAGAUGCAGAGUCAUACAGAAACAAAUCUAAACCAAAUUAUUAUGAUUUGUGCUUGAUCUAUGGAAAUUCAACUUAUGAUGGAAAGAGCAACCUAUCAGAACAGGAUGCUAGCUGUAAUGGUAAUGGAAUCAAACUUAGUAAUGGCAAUGGCUACUGCUGGAGAACUGACUGGACACCACCAAUGGACCGAUUUUUCAUUGAUCUAAUGCUGGAGCAAGUUUAUCAAGGGAGUAUGGUUCAUCAAAAAUUUAACAAACAUGCCUGGGAUGAUAUGGUCAGAAAAUUCCGAGAAGAAUUUGGACAUCAGUACAACAAAGAUGUCCUGAAAAGUCGCUUUAUAAACUUGAGGAGGCAAUUCGUUGACAUGAAAAUUUUGCUCGACCAGAGGGGAUUUGCUUGGGACAGGAUGCAGUGCAUGAUAGUUGCUGAUGAUUUUCAUUGGGAUGCUUAUGUGAAGGAGCACCCUGGUGCAAGGACAUACCACAACAGAACACUCCCCAGUUAUGACGAUUUGUUCUUGAUAUUUGGAAAUGCAAACAACGGGGAGCACUUGGACACACAGAAAUUUGCCUUUAAAGAAGAUUAUGAAUCCCCUGCCAGUAGCAACGGUCCUGUAGAGGGGUUAUAUGGAUCAGAAAGAACGAAUAUUGAACCAGAUAUUGGCAAUGAUACCCUAGAUAACGGGUUCCAUGACAUCUUUGGAGAUCUGCAAUCUCUAGCUGCAGAGUUUGAAAUAUAUGACCUUAGGAAGAAGAGGAAACCCUAUGAUUCCUCAAUGUCAGUCUUCCCUAGGAAAACUCAGAAACCUUGCCAGGACAUACAGGAAGCAUUUGAUGAGAACACAAGCAUCUUCAAAACACAGUUCACUUAUGGGGAGGAUCGAUCUUACAGCUCAAUUGAAAACAUAGUUGACGCUCUUCAAGAUGUGCCUGGUAUGGAUGAUGAGCUCUUCCUGGAAGCUAGUAAACUCUUGGAAGAGGAGAAAAAUACAAAGAAGUUCCUGGCAAUGGAUGUUAAUCAACGAAGAAAGUGGUUACAAAGAAAGCUUUGCCAAUAGCUUCCAUUAAUUGUCAGCCUAUGUAAAUAAAUUUACUUCUCUUUUAUCAAUAUAUAUGUAAAUCUAUUAUUAUUUUGCCUUCAAUUUGUCAAAUAGUUGGAGUGUUAAUGCAGAGGAGUUUCAAGCAUCCAAGAGAAAAUCAACUACAGUUCCCUAA